CAAGCCUCCUAAAAACCUCAAUAGUACUAUAGCUUAGCAAUAAAGUGGCAACUUAUCAAACCUUUACCAUGUAUAGCAAUAAAGUGGCAACUUAUCAAACCUUUAUCAUGUUUACUAUAAUUGGCAAAAUACUUUCGUCUCUUUUUAAUAAGAAGAGUACUAACGUUUAAGUAUACCUUUGAUUAAACAUAACCUAUCUAAAAUUAAUCGCGCGUUUUUCAUAAUUGUUCUUUUGCAAAUUGAUCUCGUAAUUAGAAGGUACAUUAAGUUAAAUUCUUAUAUAUAUUAUAAUUUAAUCUUGAUUUUCAUUUUUAUAUUAAUUUCUAGAUUAAUAAUAAUUCAAGAAUAUUUCAAGAUUAAUUCAAGAAAAUUGUUCCUAGUUUAAUUCAAGAAAAUACCAAUUGAAAUAAAAUCGAAAGUUUACCAGAUUGUAUUUUAUUCUGAGUUCGAUAUUUAUUAUUUGGAAACCAAACUUGAAGUGGAACAACAUUAUUUUAUUUCAAUUGAAUUAAUUUCGUCAAGAUGGAAUAUAAUUGCUCAUUAAAGACAUGCAACGAAGCAGAUACGGAGGAGAUGGUGGCCUGUGAAAAGUGCAAGCGAUGGUGGCAUUUUACUUGUGUCAACUUUAAUCAGGACUUAUACUCUACUGCUGAUCCGUGGUAUUGCGAGGAAACCGAUUGCGAAGUCAGAGAAGAUCCUAAGGAAACAGGUUCUGAUAAAGAAACUGAAGGAGAUCCAAUAACAGGUAAAGGUUUAGAUGUAGUUGCCACUGUAGAUUUGCUAUUAGAAGCUGCUGCGACUGCUCAAGCAGCUGCUGCAGAAAAAGAUGUAGAAUUAAAUUCUCUACGAAAUGAAUUAAGGGAAGCGAAACAAAAGUUAGAUAGCGUUUCCAUUCCAAGCCAUCCACAAGCGAAAAUAUCUUCCAUUUCCGAUCAGGCUGCUUUAAAGACAUUUGCUGAUAAAAGGUUAGAUAUGAUAAAAACAAUUCAGGCGAAUCAUCAAUCACUAUUAAAGAAUUUAAGUCAACAUCAAUCCACUCCAAUUCGUGCUGGGGCUACAAAUCAAGAAAGCUUUCAAGACUCUUCAUCUAUUCAUCAUUCCGACAUGGCCAGUCUCCUUACCAUUCUAAAUAGGAGCAAUGUACAAGAAUUGCCUAGCUUUUCCGGAAGUAAUAAGCGGGAGUGGCCUUAUUUCGAAGAGGUGUUUAAAUCCACAACAGUAGAAGGAAAGUAUAAUGGCAAGGAAAACGUGGCUCGACUUCGAAAGGCUCUUAAAGGGGAAGCAUAUCAGUUAGUUAGUGAUCGUCUGAAAUAUUCAACCGAUGACGGAGCGAUAAUGGAUUCUUUGCGUUCUAUAUUCGGUCGUCCUGAUGUUUUAGUUCACGGCUUGACAGCCGAUCUUCUUAAGCUUCCGUCUUUAAAGUCAAAGUGUGAUCCUAAUCUACACAUAUGGGCCGUUAAGUUAAACGGGUUUGUAGCUGAUUUGAAGUCAAUUAAUAGGGGGGAUGAUCUUUUGAAUGGUUAUGUUUUGACCGACUUGUCGUGUAAGUUAGGACCUGGUCUUUACCAAGAUUGGAGAAAAAAGCAAAUGUUAACUCCUCAAGUUUCGAUUGAAGACUUUGCAAAUUUUCUUACGCAGAAGGUUAUCGACCUACCACCCGAGUUAGUUAAACCUUUAGAAACUUCUCUUCCUAGAAAAUCGCAGAAAAUUACAAAUCGAGUGCUCACCCAUCAGCCACUGCCUACAACAGCUUUAAAUGCAUCUUGUGUUAAAUGUGGUCACAAACAACAUAUGCUCAGUGAAUGUGACGAGUUUAAAUCAAUGGCUCCAGAAACAAGGUUAUCUUUUGCACGCGAGCGAAAGAUAUGUUUUCGUUGUUUAGAUCCUGUUGAACAUGAUUGGAGAUCGUGUUCGAAGAAGAAGACUUGUGGAUUAUCUGGGUGCGUUGGACGUCAUCAUCCACUUUUACAUCAAACACCUGUGCCUCAUACCAAGGAGUUAAAUGUGUCAGCUGUUCCUUACGUUCCAAAUCCAAAUUUUAAUUCAUCUCAUAUAGGAUCUAAGAUGCCAGUGAUGUUUAAGAUAGUCCCUAUACGAAUCUAUGGAAAGGAAAAGUUCAUUGACACCUUUGCAUUUUUAGACGACGGUUCUUCGUUGACUAUGGUGGAAAAGGAUUUAUUUGAUGAACUUGGACUCGAUGGUCAUGAAGAAAUGCUUACCCUUCAAUGGACGAAGGGUGUUUCUAGAAGUGAAGAGUCCAUAAGAACUAACCUAGCUGUUUCUGGCGUCCAAAAUAAUAAACGUCAUUUUUUAAAAAAUGUUUAUACGGUGAAAGGGUUGGAGCUUCCAGUUCAGUCGAUUGAUACUUCCAAAUUGAAAGAAAAGUACCCACAUUUGCGAGGGCUUCCGCUUACAGAUUUAGUGGAUGCAAAGCCGAAGAUUCUGGUUGGUUUAGAUCAAGCCAAGUUUCUACUAGGGCAUGGUCAAAGACACGGAAAAGACGACGAGCCUUGUGCUUUAAAAACUCUCCUGGGAUGGAUAGUUUAUGGAAAAUCCGCUCCUAUGAUUAGAGCAACUUGCGCUCAGGAUGUUGCCAAACCAACAAUGCGAUUUCUAUUCCAUGACGCCAUCAAAACUGAAGAUGAACUUCACGAAUUAGUUAAGCGCCACUUCACUACCGAGGAGUUUGGUGUUAUGCCACCGAAAGGAGACUUGGUGAGCAAAGAAGAAUCUCGGGCUCUGAGCAUCAUGGAGGGUACGAUAAAAUAUGUGAAUAACCGUUACGAAAUUGGAUUGUUAUGGAGUGCCGACAACAUUAAGUUACCUGAUAGCUACUCCAUGGCUCUAAAUCGACUUAUCACUUUGGAAAAAUCUUUAAAGAAAAAACCACAGCUGUUAGAAUGGAAGAAUAAUCAUAUGCAGAAUCUAUUAUCCAAAGGGUACGCGAGAAUUGCUACUGAAGAAGAGCUUAAAAAGGAUUGGCCACGUGUAUGGUAUCCUCCUACUUUCGUAAUUGAAAAUCCAAAUAAGUUUCCAAUCAAGCCCAGAGAUGUUGCCGACUUUGCCGCAAAGGUACGUGGUGUCGCAUUAAAUACCUAUCUAUUGAAAGGUCCUGACAAUCUAGUUUCUCUUCAUGCCGGCAUUUUUAAGCUUCGAGAACGCAAGAUCGCCGUGAACGCUGACGUGAAAGAAAUGUUUCAUCAGAUAAGAAUUAAAGCGGAAGAUCAACAAUGUCAGCGCGUUCUGUGGAGGAAUGGAGAUGUCACCAAAAGGCCUACAGUUUACAUCAUGGAGGUAAUGAUGUUCGGCCCGAGAUGUUCUCCUACAUGCGCCCAAUUCGUAAAGAACUUUCAUGCGAAUAAGUUCAAAGAUGAAUUCCCAGAGGCAGUAGAUGGUUUAGUAAACAGAACUUAUGUUGACGAUUACUUCAACAGUCAUGACACCAUAGAAGAAGCUUUAUCAGUUACAAAGGAUGCCAUUCAAAUAUGCAAAUCAAUGAGUUUCGACUUGGUUGGUGUUCAAUCAAAUAGCCUUGAAUUUUUGAAGCAACUUCCCCAGAAUAAUGUUAAUGCUAGGCUGAUCAGCAUGGACCCAAGUGAAUCUGAAAGCCAUGUUACAAAGGUCUUAGGUUUAUAUUGGCUUCCUUCUUCCGAUCUUCUUACGUAUAGAAUUUCAGAUGAUGGAUUAUUUGAGAAGAUGUCCAACUUAGAGUGUUCAAUAACAAAACGAGAAAUACUUAGAAUCAUCAUGCGAAUUUUUGAUCCUCUAGGACUCAUCUCACUCUAUAUAAUCAGAGGUCGAAUUAUUCUACAAGAUAUUUGGCGGGAAGGAUUCGAUUGGGAUGAACCUGUCUCAAAGCAUUUAAAGGAGCAAUGGCUCAUAUUCAUUAAGGAAUUAAUGGGUAUUGAGAAGCUGAAAAUUCCCCGUUUAUAUGUUUCAUGGUCACCUAGCUGUUCUGAAGCUAGUCUCAUAGUUUUUGCUGAUGCUUCUGAAAAGGCGUUUGCUGCAGUUUCAUACUUCCGUUUUGAAAAGGAGGAUGCUGUUGAAGUAGCUCUGGUUAUGGCAAAGGCUAAGGUGGCGCCUGUAAAAAAGUUGUCUGUACCGCGCUUGGAACUGCAAGCAGCGGUUCUAGGUGUGCGUUUAGCAUUAACUGUCAGAGCUUCUCAUUCUAUUUCUAUUCGCGAAGUUAUCUUCCUCUCCGAUUCAAGAACAGUUUUAUCAUGGAUCAACUCAACCGAUUUUAAAUUUCCUUCAUUUGUUGCAGUGAGGGUCGGAGAGAUUUUAGACUCAACUACACCUCGACAAUGGUUUCACGUGAGCUCGGCAGACAAUGUUGCUGAUGAUGCGACAAAAUGGAGCGAUUCUAGUAUGGGAGAUUAUGAUGCGAGGUGGUUCAAAGGACCUAAUUUUCUAAAGGACCCAUUUAGAUUGUGGCCCGUUAAACCAAGUAAUAACUUAGAACCUAUGUUUUGCGAACCUGAUUCUAGUGUUAUGGUUCACACUAGCUCCGAUAAGAUUUCUUUUCGAGUUUUCGAUGAGUUAAAAGGUAGAUUCAAAGCAAAUUGGGGUUCCUCUGUGAGAACGAUUGCAUUUAUACUUCGAUUCAUAGACUGUUACUUUAAAAGAGAAACUGAAAAGAAACAUUUCGUCACUCCAUCUGAAUUCUACAGAGCAGAAGAUUGGCUUUUCAGAAAAAUUCAGCAGGAUGUUUAUCAUGAAGAAUAUAUGUCGCUCCGAAGAACUAAGACCGUUGAAAGCUCCAGUAGCAUUUACACCUUAUCUCCGUUUCUGGAUUCCGAAGGCACCAUUCGUAUGAGCUCAAGAGCACAAAAGGCAUUGAUUUCUUAUGCUUCACGAAACCCUGCUAUUUUACCUAAAGAUCAUCCUCUAGUCGAAACAUUUAUUAAAUAUUAUCAUGAUCGUAAUUUUCAUACUGGAACUUCCGGAAUCAUUUCCGAUAUUCGAGAACGGGCAUGGAUCAUCAACAUAAGAGUAGCUGUUCAAAGAGUCAAGUCCAAGUGUAAUACGUGCAAACGCAUAGCAGCCAAGCCAAUAAUGCCAUUGAUGGGCCAGCUUCCAAUUUCUCGUCUUUCUUUUGAUUCCAAGCCAUUUACUCAUGUAGGAGUCGAUUGUUUUGGUCCGUUGCUAGUCAAAUUCGGAAGGGGAACAGCAAAGAGGUAUGGAAUGAUAUUUACCUGCCUUACGUUUAGAGCCGUUCAAAUCGAACUGCUAAAUGAUCUUUCGUUAGACCAAUGCACUAUGGCGCUUCGUCGAUUUUUGAUCAAUCGAGUCGUCACUAAGUUUUUAUAUAGUGAUAAUGGGCUGAACUUCAUAGGCACAAAGAAUCUUUUGGAAAAAGAUAUUAAGGAGAUGGAAGAAGCUCUAAGUGAAUAUUCGGCUAAAUAUGAAAAGAUACUUUGGCAAUUCAUUCCUGCGUAUUCGCCAUGGAUGGGUGGAGCAUGGGAGAGACUGAUUCAAUCAAUAAAAAUUACUGUCGAAUUCAUUUUAAAAGGGGUCGUUCCAAGAGAAGAUGUUCUGCGAAAUGCGCUCAUUGAAGCCCAGGGGCAAAUUAACCGACGUCCCCUAACACACAUUCCAGUUGACCCCGAAGAUCCAAGGCCUCUUACACCUAACUCUAUGCUUUUCGGAGAUGAUGAUAGAAAUGUUACUGCACCCGGAGUUUUUUAUGAGAGUGAUAUUAACAGCAGACUGUAUAGUCGAAGGGCGCAGCAUUUAAUGAUGGAAUUUACAAAAAGAUGGUAUACAGAAUAUUUACCUGAAAUAGCUAGACGCUCUAAGUGGCAUAAAAACAUCAAGCCUGUGGUUGAAGGAAGUAUCGUCAUAUUGGUAGAGCCAAACGAUAUUCGUGAAUCUUGGAAAAUGGGUAGGGUGACAAAGGUUUAUCCUGGACCGGACGGAGUAGUAAGAAUUUGUGAUGUGCGAUUACCAAAUGGAGCUAUAAGACUUAAGAGAUCCGUUGGACGGCUUGCUGUGCUUGAUGUUCUGUCUUCAUCCUAGUCUUCAGACGGGCCCCGGAAUGUCAUCAAGCCUCCUAAAAACCUCAAUAGUACUAUAGCUUAGCAAUAAAGUGGCAACUUAUCAAACCUUUACCAUGUAUAGCAAUAAAGUGGCAACUUAUCAAACCUUUAUCAUGUUUACUAUAAUUGGCAAAAUACUUUCGUCUCUUUUUAAUAAGAAGAGUACUAACGUUUAAGUAUACCUUUGAUUAAACAUAACCUAUCUAAAAUUAAUCGCGCGUUUUUCAUAAUUGUUCUUUUGCAAAUUGAUCUCGUAAUUAGA
This is a messenger RNA of Episyrphus balteatus (marmalade hoverfly), 6300 nucleotides long. RefSeq lists its product as uncharacterized. The record is from RefSeq and is a predicted model, not a curated record. The transcript is spliced from 2 exons. Gene Ontology annotation, biological process: DNA integration. NCBI's taxonomy places the organism in Eukaryota, Metazoa, Arthropoda, Insecta, Diptera, Syrphidae. Gene Ontology annotation, molecular function: zinc ion binding; nucleic acid binding. The coding region runs from base 523 to 6018 and encodes 1831 amino acids.